AUGACGGAAGCCGAGGAGCGGUGGCGCGACAAGGUGGCCAAGGCACGGAUCGAGAACGACCGACUUCUGCAGGAUCUCGAGCGUUCCAGCUUCGUGAGCUCUGACCGAGAGGGUGGGCUCAUAGCCUCGCUGCUGGAUGCUCGAAAUCUCCGCGAGACCAUCGCCAUCUUCAAGCGGCGGAGGGCCUUGAUGCUGGUCAACGUGGAGAAAGAGCUUCACAAGAGACAAGAUGCGGAUCAGAUGCUUAUCCUCAUGAACGAGUGGAAGAAAUACGUCAUCAAGGCGGACUACGAAAGGCAGCUCGAAGCUGCCGAAGCCCGGCGUCGCCGAGAGGUGGAAGCUCUCGAGGAGGAACUUCGCAAAGAGCGCGAUCACUCAGCAGCUCUCCAGGCCAACGUGAACCAAAAGACGGCGAAGCUAAUACAGGCGGCCCAUCUUCGAUUAGAGAGCGCCAUGAGCUCAAAAGUCUUCCCUUUUGCUCACGGUCACGCUCUUCGAGCUUGGUCUGCCAUCCAUCCGGCCGUGGUCCUCGAAAACGAGCUCGGGCGGACACGGCAGAAGCUGCAGGAGACGACGGAAGCUCUCACUGCAGCCACUGAGCGCAAUGAAUUCCUGGAGCCGCAGUUGGUGGAGGUCACAACCGAGCGUGACGAGCUCCGAAGCAGGUGCGAGGAACUCGCGGCUCAGUACGAGUACAUCAAGAUUGAAGCCGGCCUAGAUGAAGACUCCAUUGCCAAGAAGAAAGCGGCCGCCAAAGCUUACGAGGAAGAGUGGCAGAGGAGGCUCAAGGAGGUGCAAGACCAGGUUGUCGAACUGCAGGACAAAUACGACAACGACACGGAAGAGCUCGCCAAGCAGCUCAAGGCUACUCAGUCGAAGCUGGCCAUCGUCCAGCACACCCUCGAUUCCAUGAACUUCCAGCCUGGCAGCAC
Messenger RNA from Symbiodinium necroappetens, 932 nucleotides. NCBI's taxonomy places the organism in Eukaryota, Dinophyceae, Suessiales, Symbiodiniaceae. The record is from the annotation of a GenBank genome assembly.